Molecule: messenger RNA, 5390 nt
Organism: Marchantia polymorpha subsp. ruderalis
Lineage: Eukaryota; Viridiplantae; Streptophyta; Marchantiopsida; Marchantiales; Marchantiaceae
Source: the annotation of a GenBank genome assembly
GAGGGGAGGGGAGGGGAGGAAGGAAGGAAGGAAGGAAGCACAACAGGAGAGAAGGCAAGAAGGAGCAGAAGAAGGGGAGGAAGGAAGGAAGCAGAUGAGGGGAAAGCCUUAGAAGGUGGAGCAGGGAUUACUGCCAAAGCGAUUCCGUGCCCAGUUGCUGGCUGGCUGGCAGGAAGGCAGGCAGGCGGGCUGGUUGAUUGAUUGAUUGAUUGAUUGACUGACUGAUUGCUUGAUUUAUUGUGGUGAUGGUGAUGAUGACUAAUCUGCCACCGAUGGAAGCCGAUGAGAGCAAAGACGCGAAGGAACCAAUGAACUAAGAGUAGAAUUAGAGUGAGGGAGAAGAGACGCGGAUUGAGGAGUUCUAGAGAAGAUUGAUGCGGAGCAAGUAUCAGAAUGAUACAAACUGGGUCUAUCCGAUAAGCCGAUCGAUUCAACUCCGAAUUCAUUAAGAGGAUUUCAUUCAUGCAGCGGAUGUGAAAGCGCAUUUUGCUGUGUCUGCGGCUCAUAGAAUUGGGGAGUAGGGAGGAGUGAAGGCAAGUAGGCCGAGUUUAAGAGAACUCUUCGGCCGUGGACGAGGUGAAGCCGGACGUCGACUGAAGAAAGCCCUGGCAUCAAUCAAUCUCCGACUGGGCGUUGUUUGUCUAUAUCUGGGACGGGAGUGUGUUACAUUUCCUUCAAACCGUUCUUUCACUUAGUGUGAAAUUGCUCUCACACGAAAUUGCGCCAUUUCUAUUUCGGGAGGAAACCAUGUCAUUUAAGGUAGCCUGGCAUUUGGAAAGGGACUUGUCUACCAUUGACUUGCGGCAGUUCAGUAUGUGAGUAGUAAUGGAAAGGGAUGGUGCUCGCAAGAAACAUCAAUUCUAGGGACUGAAACAGACUCAACAAGGCACUUCGAGUGAUGUACGUCAGGCGUCCUCUGUUGCAAUGAGUGCCCCACAUCAAAAGCUCCCGGCCAGCAACAUCACUUGUCGUUAUUGGGCAACAUCAGGAACAUGUUUCUUUGGCGAUCAAUGCAAUUUUGCACACAACACUGCUGAUAGGGCCACUUCAGGAAGAGCUGUUCCUAAGCGGGAGAAAGCCUGCAAGGAGUUGCUACUGACUGGUUACUGCAAGAAUGAGAACGAUGGGUGUGAGUACAAUCACAGCAUUCCAGGAGUGACACGCUCAGGGCCCCCCACACCGACCACCACAGGUGCCUCUGGCUCUGCGACAUCGUCUACAUGGAGUGCAUCUACAAGUCGGGCGGCAACUUCAUCAGCUCCUGGCACAGUUGCAGCUGCAGCAAUUCGAAACAAAGGUCUGCCGGUCACUGCCCCGGCUUUUGUCCCCGCGGCAGUUGCCGCCGCGCAGAGGGCAUCUUUGACUGCGUGGGGUGGGUUAACGCCUGGUGGAGGUAGCCUGUUGACUAAUGUUAACCAAUCACCGGCCUUUUUUACUUCAACAAGUUUGACUGUUUUAAGUAGUCCGUCUCAAAACGGCACUCUAUCGCCAGCCAGUACUGUCGUUGGCAAUAAUUCGAGCACUUCCACAUCUCUCUCCGUUGUUACCAGAUCAUUGGAAACUGAAGCUAGUGGUUCCUCUGAAGGCCUUCCCUGCCCAUCAUUUGUGAGUGGCUCACUUCCAGCCAGCUUGAAUGCCCAACCUUUUGUACCUAGUGGUUUACAUGCAAGCAGUAUUGUAAAUGGAGUUACAUCAGCAAGCGCCGGGACUAGCUCUAGCAGCAGCAUUGGUAAUGCAAACGCUGCCCCCUAUGUUCCUUCUGGGGUUGCUUCAGCCAUCGGUGCUCCUCCUUAUAUACCAAAAGCAAAGCAGCAUGUGCUUAGCGGUGUCGUCGGUGCGGGACGUCCCAUGCCUGAGCAGUCACAUCUUGGACUUGGAGGCAUCCCUCAACAGUUGCAAUUGCGUCAGCAGUUGUCUCAGCUCCACAUGCAACAGCAACAAGCAGCUCACAUGCUCGCAGUGGCCGCGCGAAACAUGGGGGGGAACGGCAUGAGCAGCCCAUACAUGAAUAUGGACGUUCCAAUGGUUAUGCCCCCUUUCAGAUUACCAGAUGGAGAUGAUCCUGCCUUGGGAAUGACUGCAAUGUCACCACCGAAUCCUUCAUUCGUAAUUCCGUUAACGCGCGGCAGUAAUGGUAGUGUUCCUGUACUUCCAGCCCCUGAAGCGUUGGCCAGCAUGGGUAUUGUGGGCGACGGUUCCGGCGGAUUGCAAGUUGGAAGCGGUUACCCGUCGCAGAUGAGCUAUGGUUCAAGCAUGCAGUCUCAGUCUUCGGUGAGAGUACAACAUAUGCAUCAGCAUAUGCAGAAGCUGCAGAUGCAACAUCAUCCACCUCCGUUGCAGUUGUCCGGUCAGAACCAUCCGUUUACAUUAAGGACAACGCAAAACGUUGAUAACCCGAAGCAACAGUACGGAGUCUCUGGAACCGACAAACAGCAUCUCAACCUUGCAUCCGACUUAGGCACGGCUAAUGAUGGCAGAAACCCUUCUUCUUCAUCAGCAACGACACCUACUCAUUUUGCCGGUGAUUCCCAGGCCCAAGAUCAUCUCCCUUCUUUGUCAGGAGAGUUGGAUUCUCAACAAACUAUUGUUUCUGAUUCUUCCUCUGGACACCAGCAGCAGCAGCAGCAGCAGCAACAACAACAACAACAAACACCUCAGCAGCCACUACAGUCACCGGCACAACUUUUGCAGUCUGCCAAACAACGACAGCAGCAGCUUCAACAACAGCAAAUGCUUCAACAUCAACAACACAUGCAACUUAUGCAACAGAGGCCACAGCCAUCAAACCAAAGACCUAUCACUUCACCUGUACAACACCAACAGCGCUUACCAUUCAGAUCGCCCUCUCCAGUACCGAACGUAUCCACGGUAGCAGCUACCACACACGGAGGGGCAACAUACUUUCAUGGUCCCGGCCAAGGCAUAAGUAGCCUGCCACACGUCUCUCAAGGCGGCCCUUUUAGUGGUUCUGCUGGUCGUGUCGAAGGGCGAAUCAGGGGGCAGUCCAACGUGGGCAUUGUUCCACUUGGCCCACGUUUCAUGUCAGAUCAUCUACGCGAAGAGCUUCGCCGCCGGCAUGCUCUUAUCCACGCCCAGCUGGAUACAGAUCAGAACAUCAUCAAUUUGCCAGAAAUGGUGCAAAGAUUUCAUACCCUAUAUCCAUUGGAGGAGGUUAAUCGAGACGAUGAUUCUCCAAGCUGCGCCUUUGGUGUCCGUUCAAUGACAUUUAAGGGCAUAUCUUCUUCAGAUGGUAUUGCUUACGCGAUUCGACGAAUUGACAGUCGUGAGGUGGUACCAAACCCGGAGUUAGCAGCUUCUGCGGCCGAGGUUGUAGAAAGAUGGUCCCCGUUGGCUCGUCAUCCUCACAUUGUGUCUAUUAGAGAGUGUUUUGUAAGUCGAGAGAUAGAGGACUCCGCUGCACUUUUCUUUGUACAUGAUUACUAUCCUGGUUCUGUUACUCUAGAAGCAAUGCAUCUUCAUCAAGAACAAGCAGGAGGAGUUGCUCCUAUGAUGAUAAGCGAAGAGCAGUUGUGGAGCUAUAUGGUUCAAUUGGCUGCGGUUCUUCGAGCAGUUCACUCAGCUGGACUCUUUUUCCGUCCAGGAGGAUUGCAUCCCUCCAAGGUCAUUCUCCCUACAAGAGGUCGUCUACGCGUAAGCAGUGCUGGUAUUCUGGAUGUCCUGAAUGGAGAAGCCACCGAUGAUCCAAGGGUGUUUCAGAGAGAAGAUCUGGCUGGUUUCGGGCGUCUUAUACUUUCAUUAGCAUGUGGAUCCAUGCAUAAUGCCUCUCUCGACUUCAUGGCCGCUCACUAUUCGGCAGAUCUGGUCCAUGUGACCAAUGCUUUGCUGGCUUCAUCUUUGGACAAGUCUGACGGAGUCGGAAUUAGUAACAUUCGUCAGUUGCAUCAUGUGUUAACGGAGCGUAUGUUUGGAGAGAUUGAACAAUUACACCUCCAAAACGACGAGCUGAUGUCGGAGAUUAGUAAAGAAACAGAGAAUGGACGGCUGUUGCGUAUCUUAAUCAAGCUAGGAAUGACAAAUGAGCUACCUGAAGAUGAUAUUGAGUCGGGAUGGUCGGAGACCGGUGACCGCUACUUGCUGAAGCUUUUCCGUGACUUCGUCUUCCACCAGACAAUCAAAGGAAGACGUUCAUAGGUAGGCUGAAGGGAGCCUUGUCUUUGAAUAAGGGAGUCUACUGAAAGUUUUUGGAUUCUUCAUAUAUGCAGACAACCGAAGAUGGAAAUCCUCUAAUUGACUGGGGCCAUGUAAUCGACUCUCUCAAUAAGUUGGAUGCAGGGGUACCUGAGAAAAUGAUAUUGUUGAGUCGUGAUGAGAGGUCAAUGCUAUUUGCAUCAUAUGGGGAUCUAAAGCGCUGCCUUGAGGGUGCUUAUCAAGAACUUGUCAACAGGGGAUCAGGAGACAAAGGAAGGUCACCAAUGUUAGGAGCGCAAUCUCCAAUGGUGCACAAUCCAAGAUUGAAGCAAAGACAAGCAACGUAGAGCUACUCAAUUUUGACGUAGAAGGAAUUCAUAUCCUUGUACUAAUGACAUCUAUUCCGCAGUUGGAUGUCUGGUGGUAGAUAGAUAUCGCAAAGAUUACCUUUGUGUUGCUUACUGAAAGGAAGCUGAAGUUGAAUGUCCAUCAUAGCUGUGGCCCCUCUUCGCAAUGUUCAAAGUUAAAUCACACUAUCCUCUUAUAUUUUACAUGAGGAUGGAUCAGUGUCAUAUAAUUGGUUUCCCUCUUCUUACUGCAGAGGCAUCUGCCUACUUCUAGUCGUGCUUAUCAACGCUCAAAUAGUCCCUCUUCCCGCAUCUCACAUGUGUUUGCUUGGCCUUGAUCACUCUUCCAGCCUAAAACCACGAGUUCAGCUCAUCCAUGGCGCGAGGUCUUCGGCUAAUAGGAUAUGGCAGGCAAAUACUAAUGAGUACAAUUCGUUGUCUCUAGCUUCUAGAGCAUCCAUAGAGUCGAGCUUCUAGAACAUUCCUUAUACAGUUGGACUGAAACUGAUGGUUUGAAUCCAGGGUCGCCUAAGUAGCAAAUGUGGUAAUCCUGUUUGUGGUAACGUGCAUUCACCUCCACCUCCACUUUGCACUAGUCUGAUUAUGUUGCAAUAAUAGUCGGACUUCGUUCUCGAUAUCGUGCCUGCUUUGAACAUAAGUAAGAAGAAAUGACAUGGACGGAUCCUCCAAACCCGAUGUACGGUAAAGUAUCAUAAGCUAAUGGGUAUCGAACGCAUUGUUAAUCAUAGUUGCCGUGAGGCAAUCAUGGAGUACCAACCCCGUUUUCCAGAAAGCGAGAGGAAAUGGUAAAUGGACGUAAAGUUCUUAUGAGUCAUUGAAGUAAGGGCCAAUUCCGAGAUGCCUGGGUAUGUAGUUCACCACUACUGUAAACGC